UAAUUUAAAAGAAGUUGUUCAGAAAAAAUUUUUUUUGUGGAUCCGCUGAUAUAUAUAUAUAUACCCGUGUAAUAUGGGAUCAACUAAUGGCAUAACCAGAGGUCAACUGCGACCGCACUUUUCGGGCCGUAGUCCGCCCUUUCUGUUGGCCGCUCUCUGUGUCGGUUUGGGUAUACUUGGGGUCAGCUAUUGGAGUCAAUCGCAAGAGUAUAAUCGUCUGGAAGAACAGCUUAAGAAGACAAUUAUGCGAAAGGAUUCGGUCGAAGAAGAAUUGGAUCUGUUUAAGAGUCAGCUGAGUAAACGUGAAGAAGAGUUUAGUAAAGCACAGCUCAAGAUUCAACAAAAUCAGGUGGACUUAGACUCUGCCCGAACUGAUGUCAAGACAAAGGCCGAUGAUAUGCACGCCAUGAGAGAUCAGUUGGACUCACUUAAAGAUACUAAUGACAAAUGCAAAGAAGAGUUAAGCAAAAAGUCGGAAGAGUUGGCCGACGUGUUGACCAAAUUGCAGACAAUUAAACAACAAGAAGACUCUAUUGAUAACAAAAGUAAGAAUCUCAACGAACUGAUGGACAAAAAUAAACGAUUGGAAACUGAAUUGAAUUCAUUGAAGAAUCAGAUUAAGAGCAACCAGUUGUUGAAUACAACGACAAACAACAAAAAAUCUGAUAACAAUUUAGCCAACAAUUCUGCUGCUGUUGUUAUCAAUGAUAAUAAUAAUAAUAAGUUGGCUAACAAUGAUCUGAACGCCAAUACUAAUAAUAAUGUUAUCGAUUCUCCUGUUCUCAUGAACAGUGGUUCCAAAAAUACAAACCAAGACAUUACCGGUAAUAAUAAUAAUAACAAAGACAAUAACAUUGCCGUCGACGGCGGCGCCAAUAAUAAAGAUGCCAACAAAUUAGAGGCGCCUCUUAUGGCUGCCGAUGAAAGUAAACCGCACGAAGAAGACGAAGCCGCGCCGCCGGCACCGGUAGUCGGCGCCGGAGUUUUGCCACAACCAGAAAAAUCUGGUCCGUCGUUGCCAACAUCGGACAACAAUGGCUUAGCCGAAGCCGAUCGUAAAGCCGACGGACUGGUUGAAGCCAACAAUGACAGCAAUAACAACAACAAUAACGACGACAACAACAAUGGUGUCGUCGACGGUGAAGACAACAAUGAACAGCCAAAUGACAUCGCGGCCAACGGUGUUGGUGUUGUUGCCAACGAAUCGGAACGAAAACUAUUAUAACUAAUAAUUUAAUAAUCAAUUUUUUUUAUUCACAAUCAAAUGAUUUGUUUUAUUUAUUUAUAAAUUUCGUUAUAAAAAAAUUUAAUUUAAUUUUUCAAUAAACUGGUCAUAUGUUUUGGGACCAGUGCUUUGCAUACCCAACAAACACAAACUGUACGGUAAAUGCUUGAUAUAACCC
Messenger RNA from Oppia nitens, 1403 nucleotides. RefSeq lists its product as uncharacterized. The transcript is spliced from 2 exons. NCBI's taxonomy places the organism in Eukaryota, Metazoa, Arthropoda, Arachnida, Sarcoptiformes, Oppiidae. Bases 74 to 1225 code for a protein of 383 amino acids. The record is from RefSeq and is a predicted model, not a curated record.